Messenger RNA from Pectinophora gossypiella (pink bollworm), 2617 nucleotides. Its product is annotated as isocitrate dehydrogenase [NADP] cytoplasmic-like. Gene Ontology annotation, molecular function: isocitrate dehydrogenase (NADP+) activity; magnesium ion binding; NAD binding. Gene Ontology annotation, cellular component: mitochondrion. NCBI's taxonomy places the organism in Eukaryota, Metazoa, Arthropoda, Insecta, Lepidoptera, Gelechiidae. Bases 111 to 1418 code for a protein of 435 amino acids. The transcript is spliced from 9 exons. The record is from RefSeq and is a predicted model, not a curated record. Gene Ontology annotation, biological process: isocitrate metabolic process.
CCGGAGCGGAGUGAGUUGUGUUGACGGCGUGUAGCGGCACGGCACGCAGACCACUUGUUGGGGUUCUUGAUUGUUACAGGCGCCACGUAAAGUAUAUUUAAUAUAAAAAAAUGGCCAGUAACAAUACCAGGCGUCUAUUCAAACUAGUGAGUGACCACGCUCCUGUUAACAGACGAUACUAUGCUACCGCCAAAAGAGUGGUUGCUGCUAAGCCGGUGGUGGAGAUGGACGGAGAUGAGAUGACUCGCAUCAUCUGGGCAAUGAUUAAGGAGAAGCUCAUCUUCCCUUAUGUCAAGCUGGACUGCCUGUACUACGACCUGGGCCUGCCUCACCGUGACGCCACGGAUGACCAGGUGACCGUCGAUGCCGCCCACGCCAUCCUCAAGCACAAUGUCGGUAUCAAGUGCGCCACCAUUACGCCCGAUGAACAGAGAGUUGAAGAAUUCAAGUUAAAGAAGAUGUGGCUGAGUCCGAACGGUACGAUUCGUAACAUUCUGGGCGGCACGGUGUUCCGGGAGCCGAUCCUGUGCAACAGCAUUCCGCGGCUGAUCCCUGGCUGGACCAAGCCCAUCGUCAUCGGCCGUCACGCGCACGGUGACCAGUACAAGGCCCAGGACUUCGUUGUGCCUAAACCUGGAAAGGUAGAAAUGGUGUACACGGCAGCAGACGGCACUGUGGAGAAGCGACUACUGUUCGACUUCAAGACGCCCGGCGUCGCCAUGGGCAUGUACAACCUUGACGACUCCAUCCGAUCGUUCGCUCAUUCCAGUUUUCAGGUGGCGCUAACGAAGAAAUGGCCGCUCUAUCUAUCCACAAAGAACACUAUUCUGAAACGCUACGACGGUCGAUUCAAGGACAUCUUCGAAGAAAUUUACCAAAGUGACUACAAGCAGAAGUUCGAGGCGGCUAAGAUCUGGUACGAGCACCGUCUGAUCGACGACAUGGUCGCGCAGGGCCUCAAGAGCGCCGGCGGCUUCGUGUGGGCCUGCAAGAACUACGACGGAGAUGUGCAGUCUGACAUUGUAGCCCAGGGUUACGGCUCCCUUGGUAUGAUGACGUCAGUGCUGAUGUGCCCGGACGGGCGCACCGUGGAGUCGGAGGCGGCGCACGGGACGGUCACCCGUCACUACCGCAUGCACCAGCAGGGCAAGCCUACGUCCACCAACCCUGUCGCGUCCAUCUACGCCUGGACCCGGGGCCUCAUCCACCGCGCCAAGUUAGACAAUACUCCCGAGUUGGAGAAGUUCGCGCUGUCGCUUGAACAGGCCUGUGUAGAGUGCAUCGACAGCGGCAAGAUGACCAAGGACUUGGUGAUCUGCAUCCACGGCAUGGAGAAUACGAAGGAAGGCAUGUACCUGCACACUGAGGACUUCCUUCUAGCCAUCGCUGAGCAACUAGAGCGAAAACUCACUAAGUAAAUAAAUAUGUUCAUUAUACAAUUAUAUGCGGGUGUUCGGUGACCAACGAACCACUUGUGAGGCGGGAAAAAAAAGCGCGAUGUGUUUUUUUUUAAAUUGUUGUGCCUUAAUCUGCUCCUCUGGCGCCUAUUUUUUAAGUUAGGUUGCCAUCCCGCUAUGGACGCUUUGUAUAUGUACACACAAAUACCAAGACAAAGAAAAAAUUACCCUCCUUCUGCGGCAGUCGGAUGCAAGAGAGAAAUGUUUGGAAAAAUAUAUUGAUUGGUUCUCAUCACAAGUGGUACCUUUUGAAUCGGACGCUUACAUCUCAUGCUCAGUAAACCCCGUCUUAGGAUUAGGUUACAAAGCAUUAUGCUAAAUUUGAAAUACUCGGAAAAUCUAUACCAUGUAAAAUAACAUCACUUUAAAUAAUAUAAUAAUAAUAAUAAUAUAUCUUUAUUUCGUACCAUUAAAGCAAAUGAAGUAAAAAAAUAUCUAUUGGUGAGAAGAAAAUGCAUUUUGUAACAUACAUUUCCAAACUUAGUCCCCUAAGAAUAACCAGUAGGUAGGAGUAACCAGUGAUUGUAUUUACAACAGAGGUGACAUUCAUUAUUAUAAUAGAGCUAUUACAAUUUUGUUAUGUAUUUUUGCGAUGUAUACAAGAUGAUUCUUGAACUUUUUUAAAUUGAAUAAAUGAUGUAAAAUUUAUUUCUACAGUGCGGAAAACUCAUCAGUGAUUCGAUAAGAAAAUAUUAGUCACAUGAAAACAAUGUUAUUAUGAAGAUAUUGGAAGACGAAAAUUGCCAUAUUAUGCUUAGUCUUGUUACGAAAUUAAACUAUUUUUAAAUAAAUAGUAGAAAUUAUAAAUAGGUACCCAAUAAGUGCCUUGUUUUAGACUUGUUUAUUAAUAUUCUGUAGUUAUCUAUAUGUACUGGAUGCAUAGUCAAAGAAAUUAUUUCUGUAGACUGUAGAAAGACUGAAUGCUUGUAGGGUACCUACCUGGUACUUGUAAAUUUUGAAACUGCGCGUGCGGUCUAGUGUGCAUGCACAAUAGGAAUAAUGUGGGUUUUAUAUAUCAUUUUCAUUUUUUGCACAAUUUAGAAUUAUUUUAUACAUGUGAAAGUGGUUUAUUUUGAGAAUAUGGAGAUUAUUAAGUUUGGAAUAUUACCUACCUUUUAUAGAUAUGUAUUUUUAAAAUAAAAUGAGUACGUAAAAAUAAA